Molecule: messenger RNA, 429 nt
Organism: Microthlaspi erraticum
Lineage: Eukaryota; Viridiplantae; Streptophyta; Magnoliopsida; Brassicales; Brassicaceae
Source: the annotation of a GenBank genome assembly
AUGGAUUUCAUCAAGACUAGUUCCAUGCGUGCUCUGAUUGAGUUAACUUUCCAAUGCAAGUGGAAAGGCCUAAUUUGGAUGAGUAGAAACGGAGUUAUAAUCAAAAGAGUGAAGACUGUCCAGACGGUUCUAUCGAGAAAUCAGCGCCCAACCGCUCAAUCCGGCUGGCCGAGAAACUAUUGUUUCGCGCUCGGCCAAAGUCAUAUCCGUCCGUCUGAAGUCUCGGCCAAAGUUCAAAAUCGACCGGCCGAUCACAUAUCACGACCCGGGAAACAUUGUCCCGCGGUCGGCCAAGCUACAAUCGCUCACGCCACGCCGUGCACGAUCAUGCCGCGCGAGUUGGGGAACAAAGCCUCGCGGCCGCGCAACUCGCUUCGCGUACCACGGCCGAUGCAUCUGUCCGAGCCGGGAAAGAACGUCCCACGUUGA